This is a messenger RNA of Cephus cinctus (wheat stem sawfly), 2062 nucleotides long. RefSeq names its product receptor-interacting serine/threonine-protein kinase 1 (gene Imd). Gene Ontology annotation, biological process: signal transduction. The coding region runs from base 317 to 1120 and encodes 267 amino acids. Gene Ontology annotation, molecular function: protein binding. The record is from RefSeq and is a predicted model, not a curated record. NCBI's taxonomy places the organism in Eukaryota, Metazoa, Arthropoda, Insecta, Hymenoptera, Cephidae. The transcript is spliced from 4 exons.
AACGUAGAACGUAUGUACGUGCCAAUUCAUAUCCCGAGAUAUUCCUUAGUGGCCCUGAGUUUUCAAGUCUGAAAAUUUCAAAUCAGUCAGUCGCGACGUCCAGCGUUGUCCAGUACGCUUACUGAGUAACAAAUAUUUGUGUCGGACAUCGAAAUAAUCUAUGAAUAAAACAAGAAGCUUGAUCGGAAAAUAUACCUGAAAAUUCGGUCUGUCUCCGCGAGUGACAAUAGUGACUUGAACAACAAAUAAGCGAACUGUUAUAUUAUAGUACUAAUAAUGAAAUGAAUAUUUCGAACAGUCAUUAAGGACAAUCAAAAUGCCAAUUUUAUCAGAAAUGUCACAGAGGUUUAUCAAUUUAACUACUGAUGCGAAACCAGAUCCACCACGAAUUGUCGUGGAAGAUGAAGGAUAUAAGUUAGGUCUAUCGUCUCCAGAGACUAAAAUAAAUUCAGCACCAGUAACGCCUGACAUUGAAAAUGGUGCGAAAGACAUACCGGAAGUUAUCAGGAGGCAGAAAUCAGCACCGGAACCAACUACUUCAGACAGCGAAUUUCCAAAAAGUCCGAAGAUUGGUCAUUCGAGUACAGCAGGUUUUGAGUUCAGAUCAAAGAGUCCACGAGGAAAGACGAAGCCCAAGUAUAAAAUACCGCAAAGCGCAAAUGUCGUAAAUUAUAAUAUAGUUAAUUCAAAAGGAGUGACCAUUGGCUCCAGGACAAGUAUCACAUAUAACAACUUAAAUCAGUUUAAUAAAAAUACCACAGUAACGCCAAAAUCUUCUACAAUGAAGGCAAAAACUAAACCGAUGCCUGAAAGUGUUGAGGAACUCAGCAUGUGUAAGGAACAAAUUAAUCUUGACGACAUGUUUCUGAUAAAAACUCAUAUUGGACAUGGUUGGCGUGAUGUAGCUAGACGUCUAGGCUACUCCGAAGGACAAAUUGAUCAGUUCGAAGAAAAUCAUAUGGUCAAAGGCAUCGAUCAGGUCAUUUAUCAAGUGCUACUCGAUUGGAAGCAGACGAAUACGAAGGACGCUCGACUUGGCGACUUGAUUUGCAUAAUCUGGUCUUGUCAAGAAUAUGAUUGUGUGGAAAGAUUAGCAGCCGCGCGCAAGAAGCCUUCGUAGCGCGUAUUUAGAAUUUCUAAAUAGCAUAAUUGUAUAUAUUCAGGUCAAAUGUACUACCUGAAGUUAACCUGUCCAUUUGAUUUCUAUGUACAAGCACCUUCAGGUAGUUUGUUUGUACGGAAUAACUCCUUAUAUUUUUCGUUUUGUUAUAAUGAACGCAUUAAAAAACUAAAUAUAAAAAUUCAUGCUGAAGCGUGAGCAUUUGUUAUAAUAAAUCUUUAUUUACCUGAGUUAUUUCAGGUACGGAAACUUUGACUUAAUUUUUAACAAAUGAAUUAAAUACUUUUUACUUUUCAUUAUUUGAUAUUUCAAAAAUGUGUAAUAUCGGAAUACACUUAAACUUCCCGUUGAGGGUUCAGAAUUUUUUAAGAUUCUACGCAUGAGCUCGAUAAAGUGUAUUCUUUUUGACGUUUACUAAAAAAUAUAUUGUUAAUGGCAUUAUCUGUGUUGAAAUGCUUAAUGCAAUGUAUUACAUUUACUUUAAUUAUAAAUAAUAUUUAUCAAUAAUUCUUCUUCGACUGUUCGCAUUUAGAAUCUAAAGUGCUUGGAUAACAAAUCUGGCAUGUUGAUUUAUUUCUUAUUCUCAAUUACUUGUUACUCAAACUAUUCCACGUGCUUAUAUAUAGUAAUAAGUAGAUUUGCAAUAUAAGCGUGUAAAACGAAUUUUUAGGUUUAACUCGUGGCUAUAAUUUUAUAUCUGAAUAGUAUACAUGGAACGUAUUAGGUGAUAUAAAAGGAAAAUUUGUCAAUGUGAUAUUUUUAGACUUUAUUAUACAAUAGAAUUAUUUGUAGGACUUAACUUUCCAUAUUGGAAAUUAAGAAUAUUGUUAUACCAUUUGUGUUACAUUUUUGAAUAGACGUAGACACAGAUUUCAGUCUUUAUUGUCAUUGUAAGAUUAAGAUUAAUGCAUUACAUAAAGAAUAAAGUAAUGGUUUUGGAAA